UCGGCUGCCCCAUUUAGAGCUAACUUCCUGUUAAAUGUUGUUAGCUUGUUGCUGUAAAAACAGCAGAAACUUUUGAAAACAUGAACGGAGAAGCGACAGCUGACAGCGGCCAUGUUGGAUCUGGAGGGUGGAGUCAGAGCGGAGAGAGCUGAUCCUCAGACCCGUUAUUUCUGUGUCGCACCACGAACUGAUGGCUGAAGGCAGCUUUUCCUGCCCGAAUCAGCCUGUGGAGGAGGCGGAGACGAGCCGCUGCUCGCCCGCCGGCCGAGCCUCUGACGGCGGCUUCGCUCGGCCGGACGGCCGCUGGAGAGCAGCCGCUGUUGUCGGUGGACCCACAGGACUGAUGUGGAGGCAGUGAGGGGGGCAGAGCUCUCUGAAGGCUCAACAGGUCCUUCACAAAGACAGUAAACAGCCUGAAAUGAGCCGUCAGAGCUCCAACACUCCUCCAACAGGAAGUCGUGUCGGCUCUCCUGUUUGACAGGAAGAUGCUCAUCAAAGUGUGUGUGAGCUGAUGUGAGUUCAGCAGCAUGAAUCCACGUGAGGACAGAGAGGAGGGGGUCCGUCCCUCUGAAACCAGUCUGUGGGGGGGACAUGACGGCCAGACCAAAGCUCAGAGGCCAGAGCAGCAGGACACACCAGACUCUGCUGGACCUGGACCUGGACCCAGCUGUGUGUCCUGCAGGAGUGACCGGUCAAAGGAUCUCCCCCUGACUUUUAAACAGCAGCAUGUCUCUGACAGACAGAUCUAUGGGAGACCAGCCUCUGCUGAACCUGAACCUGGACCUGGAUCCAGCUGUGUGUCCUUGAAUAGUGACGGCUCAGUGGGUCGUUUCAUUGAUUUUAGAGGAGAACAGCCGUCUGCUGCAAAGAGAGUCGACCAGAAGAGCUCAGAGGUUCCCAGUGGUCAGUCUGCCCAGCAGCAUCAGACUCACCUGGACUCCAUAUUUAUGCUGCUGGAGGAGAACAUUGUCACUUUUGUGAAGGACGAGCUGAAGAAGAUGAAGAAGGUUCUGAGUUCAGAUAACCCAGAGAGUCAGAGGGAGGAUGAGGAGGUGUCGGAUGGUGAGGAUGAAGAGCAGAAGAGGAGCAGCAGAGAGGCAUUUCUGAAGAUCACACAGCACUUCCUGAGGAGGAUGAAGGAGGAGGAUCUGGCCGACUGUCUGCAGAGCAGAAGUCCUGUUGGUGUUUGUGAGAAUUCUCUGAAAUCUAACCUGAAGGAGAAGUUCCAGUGUGUGUUUGAGGGGUUUGCUAAACCAGGAAACCGGACCCUUCUGAAUCAGAUCUACACAGAGCUCUACAUCACAGAGGGGGGGACUGGACAGGUCAAUGAUGAACAUGAGGUCAGACAGAUUGAAACAGCAUCCAGGAAACCACACAGACCAGAAACAACAAUCAGACAUGAAGACGUCUUCAAACCCUCACCUGGAAGAGAGGAACCAAUCAGAACAGUGAUGACGAAGGGCGUGGCUGGCAUUGGGAAGACAGUCCUAACACAGAAGUUCACUCUGGACUGGGCUGAAGACAAAGCCAACCAGGACAUACAGUUCGUGUUUCCCUUCACCUUCAGAGAGCUGAACGUGCUGAAAGAGAAAAAGUUCAGCUUGGUGGAACUUGUUCAUCAAUUCUUUCCUGAAACCAAAGAAGCAGGAAUCUGCAGGUUUGAACAGUUCCAGGUUGUCUUCAUCUUUGAUGGUCUGGAUGAGUGUCGACUUCCUCUGGACUUCACCAACAAUGAGAUCCUGACUGAUGUUACAAAGUCCACCUCGGUGGAUGUGCUGCUGACAAACCUCAUCAAGAGGAAACUGCUUCCCUCUGCCCGCCUCUGGAUAACCACACGACCUGCGGCAGCCAAUCAGAUCCCUCCUGAGUGUGUCGACAUGGUGACAGAGAUCAGAGGGUUCACUGAUGAACAGAAGGAGGAGUACUUCAGGAAGAGAUUCAGAGAUGCAGACCAGGCCAGCAGGAUCAUCUCCCACAUCAAGACAUCAGAAAGUCUCCACAUCAUGUGCCACAUCCCGGUCUUCUGCUGGAUCACUGCCACAGUCCUGAAGGAUUUGAUCAAGACCAGAGAGCAAGGAGAGCUGCCCAAGACCCUGACUCAGAUGUACAUCCACUUCCUGGUGGUUCAAGCCAAGCUGAAGAAUGUCAAGUAUGAUGGAGCAGAAGGGUCAGACCCACACUGGACUCCGGUACAGCGGAAGACGAUUGAGUCUCUGGGAAAACUGGCUUUUGAGCAGCUGCAGAAAGGAAACCUGAUCUUCUAUGAAUCAGACCUGACAGAGUGUGGCAUCGAUAUCACAGAAGCUUCACUGUACUCAGGAGUGUUCACACAGAUCUUUAAAGAGGAGAGAGGACUGUACCAGGACAAGGUGUUCUGCUUCGUCCAUCUGAGUGUUCAGGAGUUUCUGGCUGCUCUUCAUGUCCAUCUGACCUUCAUCAACUCUGGAGUCAAUCUGCUGUCAGAGGAACAAACAAUCCACCAUGAAUCUGCAGAGACACACUUCUACCAGAGUGCUGUGGACAAGUCCUUAAAGAGUCCAAAUGGACACCUGGACUUGUUCCUCCGAUUCCUCCUGGGUCUUUCACUGCAGACCAAUCAGACUCUCCUACGAGGCCUGCUGACUCAGACAGGAAGUGGCUCAAAAACCAAUCAGGCAGCUUUCGAGUACAUCCAGAAGAAGAUCGAGGAGGCUCCCUCUGCUGAGCAGACUCUCAAUCUGUUCCACUGUCUGAACGAGCUGAACGAUUGCUCUCUCCUGGAUGUGAUCCAGCAGUCUCUGAGUUCAGGAAGACUCUCUGCCGAUGAGCUGUCUCCUGCUCAGUGGUCAGGUCUGGUCUUCAUCUUGCUGUCAUCGGGAAAAGAUUUGUUUGAUCUGAAGAAAUUCCCUCUUUCAGGAGUGACUCAUGGGAGGCUCCGACAAGUCCAGGCCUGCACAGAAUCCCUAAAAUCCACCUACGAAUUGUUCAUGUUAGUUGUUGAAAAGUUCAGAUCCCAGUCCUCCAGGCGGGGGGAGGUGGACCUGCAGGAUUCAGGAGUGAAGCCUCCCAGGGUGGAGCCUGCUGGACUCCGACGGUUGAGACCAGGUCUGAGGAAGUAUCCCCAUGAACUCAAACCAACAGGAAGAGGAAAACAUCUUUCUCCUCCUCCUCCUCCGUCUCUGACACAGUAGGAGUGUAUGUGGACUGUCCUGCUGGGACUCUGUCCUUCUACAGAGUCUCCUCUGACACACUGAACCUCUUUAUCCUGGCUUUGGGUUCUGGUCUGGGUCCAGGUCUGGUUCCUCAGUGUCUCCUCCUCUGAGAGAAACGCUGCUGAACAGAUCAGAUAAGAUAUAACUUCAUCAAUCCCCCACCGGGGAAAACAAGCUGCUGCAGUCAGCAAGCAAUAGCAGCAGGAAGGGAAUAAAAAAUCAAAAAAUGUAACUAUAUGCAGUCUGUCCAUGCAUCUGUCUAACUAACUGACUAACUAACUGACUAACUGACAAACUAACUGACUAACUGUCAAACUAACUGACAAACUAACUGACUAACUGACAAACUGUCAAACUAACUGACAAACUGACUAACUGACAA
Molecule: messenger RNA, 3573 nt
Organism: Chelmon rostratus (copperband butterflyfish)
Lineage: Eukaryota; Metazoa; Chordata; Actinopteri; Chaetodontiformes; Chaetodontidae
Product: protein NLRC3-like
Exons: 10
Coding region: 528-3170 (880 amino acids)
Source: RefSeq, a predicted model, not a curated record